Saxophila tyrrhenica is the source of this 657-nucleotide messenger RNA. RefSeq lists its product as uncharacterized. Gene Ontology annotation, molecular function: acyltransferase activity, transferring groups other than amino-acyl groups. Bases 1 to 657 code for a protein of 218 amino acids. The record is from RefSeq and is a predicted model, not a curated record. The transcript is spliced from 3 exons. Lineage: Eukaryota; Fungi; Ascomycota; Dothideomycetes; Mycosphaerellales; Extremaceae.
AUGGCCUUCCGUCUCCUCCCCCUCCUCCCCCAAGACGUCCCCCACUGCGUCUCCAUCUACUUCGCCGCCUUCCAAAACGCGCACUCGCUCGCCUGCUGGCCCCGCGACGUCCCCGCCGUCCGCGAAUGGUGGGAGCGAAUGCUGUACGACGAGCUCGAGGAGCCGGGGGCGUGGUGGUUGAAAGUUGUUCUUGUUGAGGAGGGAAUGGAGGGGACGGGGGAGGUGGUGUGCGGGUUUGGGAAAUGGGUAGAGCCGAAACCAGGCGUCUUCCCAGAGACGGAUUUGCCGCAGUGGCCUGAAGGAGCGGAUAAAGCGCUGUGUGAGGAGACGUUUGGCGCGUGGGCGAGGAGGCGGAGGGAGUUGAUGGGGGAUAGGGGACAUUGGUACCUCGAGAUCGUAGCAACAUCCCCCACCCACCAAGGCAAAGGCGUCGGCUCCAAACUCAUGCGCUGGGGCCUCGAGCGCGCAGACGCACAGGGCAUGGAGGCCUAUCUUGAAGCCUCGCCGGAAGCUGUGCCGUUGUAUGAGAAGUUGGGGUUCAGGGAGGCGGAUAGGAUCGAUACACUUAUUAGGAAUGAGAGGGUGGAGGGGGUGUGGUAUCGGAAUCUGUUUAUGAUACGGCAGCCGGUGAUGCAAGGGCGGGAAGCUGAGAGAUGA